Leptopilina boulardi is the source of this 1309-nucleotide messenger RNA. It is a transcript of the gene bsh, whose product is annotated as brain-specific homeobox protein homolog. The transcript is spliced from 3 exons. NCBI's taxonomy places the organism in Eukaryota, Metazoa, Arthropoda, Insecta, Hymenoptera, Figitidae. Gene Ontology annotation, molecular function: DNA binding; DNA-binding transcription factor activity, RNA polymerase II-specific. Bases 302 to 1252 code for a protein of 316 amino acids. Gene Ontology annotation, biological process: regulation of DNA-templated transcription. The record is from RefSeq and is a predicted model, not a curated record.
GGGUGUGAGUGAAAUGAACCACGCUCAAUCGCAGGUUGACGCACUGAUAGGGGCUAAACGGUUAUGCCAGUGUCAACUCGGGGUUUGUGGAUGACAAAACACGUGACAAAAAAAAUAAAAUUUAAUCGCGAAUUAAAAAAAAAAGUGAAAAUUCAGUGAGUGGCGAUUUUUUUUCUUUUUAAAUUAAAAUAUAAUUAAAUGUUUGAAAAAACAUUAAAAUUAUUUGACAAAUGCAUCAUGCGAUUCAUUUGUCACAAAAUUCGUAAAAGGAAAUUAGAGUGAAAUUUUUUUUUUUUUCCAAAUGAUUCAACCAAUUUGGAAAAUUGAAUUAAAGGAAGAAAUAAAAAAAGGAGAUAGAAUAAUGCAGUCUACCUGUCAGCAACAACAACAACAGGCACAACAACAAAAUGGCACAUCGUCAGCAAAUAGAACAUCAUUUUUAAUUGAGGAUAUAUUAAGUAGAAAUAACGUACCUCCACAUUCGCAACAUCUUCAAUUACAUCAUCAUCAUCAUCAUCAUCAGCAUCAACAACAACAACAACAACAUCAUCAUCAUUUAUCAUCUCAUAAUCAUCAACAAUAUCAACAAUUUGCAAGUCUUUUGCCUGGUUAUCCCGCUGCACCGCCGGCUGCUGCAUUUUUUCUUGGACCACUAUUUGGUAGCACUGGAAUGGGCGUCGGUGUUGUUCCCGGUGUCAGCGAACUUGCAGCAUUAAAACACUGUCGAAGAAGAAAAGCAAGAACUGUAUUCAGUGAUCAACAAUUGGCUGGUUUGGAGGCAAGAUUUGAAGCGCAAAGAUAUUUAAGUACACCAGAGAGAGUUGAAUUAGCCGCGGCUCUACAUCUCUCUGAAACGCAGGUGAAAACUUGGUUUCAAAAUAGACGAAUGAAACAUAAAAAACAGCUGCGAAAGCUCAACACUAACAACAACGGCAAUCAAGUUUCUGGUCAGCAGCAGUGUGGAGGUCAAUCAAUUUCUGGUACCUCGCCAGCCGAGAGACCGGUUGAUUUUUCACUGACUGGUGGAAGAGAAUCUCGUGCAAGUAGUGACGCUGUUGUUGAUUCCGACGAGGACGAAAUCGAUGUACUCGGGGACGAGACACCCUCUCCAAUUCAGGAUACCACGUUACGUUUGCCGAGACGUGGUUCACCACCAACGAGUUUUCAAUCCAUCCAUCAACAUCCGGUGACCCUCUCUCAACAACAACAACAACAUCAUAGUCAAACACUUAUUCAACGUCAAAAUCGCUGAGAAUUGAUACACCUCGACAAUUCGAGGAUAUGAUGAUAUCAUUUCUAAUACCUGAAA